AUGUCGCUCUCCACGGAACCCGAUGCAGACCUCAGCACUACACUGCAGUAUGCUCGUGACUACUUCAUUGAGAACCUCCCCUCUGGGUACGCCGCCAUGAGCUCCAACGAUCAGUCUCAAAAGCUUCGCAAGCGACAAGUGAUAGAGACGAACUGGAAUGCAUAUAUUGAAGACUGUGUCUCAGAAGAGAUUAAGCCGAAGCAAAGUGCCUAUAGAGGCCACAAAGCCAAGAUUGGCGAUGGAGCGCCAGCGAUACCCUGGUGGCAGUGGAGCAUGAAGUUCCUGAUUGCUCUCGACCGCCUUUCGGGUCUCACCAGGAGAAAGCUCUCAUUUGCUCGAGAACUGAAGUUGCUCGAGGUGCCAAAACGGCAUAAGGACAUGACCAACAAGGCAAGGCAGUGGUCCGAGCUCUCGGCCCAAGACGUUGACCUUAUCGUGGCUGGACUGUUGAAGAGGUUCGAGCAAGGCCCGGCCGAAGCCUCGGAAGACGGUGAGAGUGAAGACGAGUUGGCUCGUGACAAGGAGGAAGAGUGGCCGUACGUCAAGCGGGAGGUGCAAGAUGAGGUCAGCUUCGCGAAAACGGAAAGUCUCAAGGAAUCAGUGCAGCUCAAGCGCGAGAUCACCCACGAUGCAGAUGAGGACGUCGGCUCAAGCCCACGAAAGAAGGCCAAGCAGAACCACACGCCGGCGAAGGUUGCCACUCUCCGAGCCAGGGCUAUGCGCCACAAAGAACAGGCUCGCCGGCUCGAGGCAGAGGCAUUCGAGCUUGAGGCGAAGCAUCUUUCGGAGCUGGCCUGA
Messenger RNA from Fulvia fulva, 798 nucleotides. RefSeq lists its product as uncharacterized. The coding region runs from base 1 to 798 and encodes 265 amino acids. The record is from RefSeq and is a predicted model, not a curated record. NCBI's taxonomy places the organism in Eukaryota, Fungi, Ascomycota, Dothideomycetes, Mycosphaerellales, Mycosphaerellaceae. The transcript has 2 exons.